AAUGCAUGCUGUCAUUCCUCCUGGGAUUAGAGUAGUACGAGGACCGAACUGGAUUUGGCAAAAUCAAGAUGAAGGAGAAGGACACGUGGGUACUGUUUGCGAAAUCGGAAGAUUGGGAUCUGUACAUUCGCCAGAAAAUACAGUGGUUGUUAAUUGGGAUUCUGGCCAUAGAACCAACUAUCGUGUUGGAUAUCAGAAUCAAUAUGAUUUAAUAAUAGUAGAUAAUGCCCAAGUUGGCGUACGUCAUCCCAAUGUUGUAUGUGAGGGUUGUACUAAGGGAGGCAUAGCCGGUAUUGUUUUCAAAUGUGAACAGUGCGCCAAUUACUAUUUGUGUUCGAGUUGUUAUGGAGCCGAUUUACAUGAUAAAGGGCACGCCUUUAUAAGGUAUACGACACCUACAUCAUUAGGUGUACGUGUCCCUCCGCGAAAAUGCAGCAACCGGAUUCAAUUAAAAGGAAUAUUCGUUGGUGCGAAGGUGGUGCGGGGCCCUGAUUGGGAGUGGGGUCAACAAGAUGGAGGUGAAGGUCAAACUGGUCUGGUUAUGGAAAUACGAGGUUGGGAUAACGAAUCUUGUCGUAGUGUUGCUAAUGUCUCUUGGGCCUCUGGAUCUACAAAUGUUUACCGUCUGGGACACAAAGGAAAUGUCGAUUUGAAAUAUGUUGCUGCCACAACAGGCGGAUUUUAUUACAAAGACCAUAUGCCAGUUUUAGGCCAAAUAGAAGAGCAACAGCCCGUCGUUUCGACAGUAAAACCUAUGUUUUCGGUUGGUGAUCGUGUAAAAGUAUGUGUAGAUGUGGAUGCCCUUAUAAAGCUACAACAAGGUCAUGGCGGAUGGAAUCCACGAAUGAUGGAGCACAUAAAAAAAACAGGCACUGUUCACAGGAUAACAGAAAAAGGUGAUAUUAGAGUACAGUAUGAGAAUUGCCCAAAUAGAUGGACUUUUCACCCAACCGCCUUGGUUAAAGUUGUGUCAUUUCGUGUUGGAGAUUUAGUUACUAUAAUAAAUGAUGCAGCAAAAGUACAACAACUUCAGAAGGGACAUGGGGAAUGGAUAGAACUUAUGCGAUAUGCACUUGGGAAGCUAUGCAAGGUUGUUAAAGUUUAUUCAGAUGGUGACCUACGUCUGGAACAAUUGGAUGAUGGGUUCGAAUGGACACUUAAUCCAAAAUGUGUCAAGCUAGAAAGGUCUCCAAUAGCAACGGCCGCUGAAAGGUCAAAUAGUAUGAUGGAUUUAAGCAAUAGACGAACGGAUCAUGUAAUGACUCCUUUAUCUGGUCUGUCGGGGACAUCUAUGGCAGAUAAACUGGUACGGGAAGCGGCUCAUGGCCACUUCGACUUUGUAAAGCAAUAUCUUGAUAGUCAUCCAGAUCACGUGAAUGUAAUGAGUGGAGGCAAGGCGUCCAUUCAGGUAGCAGCCCAUCAAGGAUUUGUUGAAAUUGUAAAAUUAUUAAUUUCAAAAGGAGCUAAUGUUAAUAUAGUCGAUAAAGAAGGGGACUCUGCGUUACAUUACGCAGCUUUUGGAAAUCAGCCAGAAACAAUGCGCAUUUUGCUCCAAAAUGGCGCGGAUAAAAAUUUUCUUAACUCCAGUCAUUGUACCGCACUUCAUAUUUGUGCUCACAAAAAAACGCCACACUGUGUUCGAGAAUUAUUGAAUCACAAUGUCAACGUAAACAUACAGGACUCAUAUGGGGAUACGGCGCUUCACGAUGCUAUAGGAAAAGAAAAUUCAGAGGUGGUGGAAAUAUUAUGUAAUGCGCCAAAUUUAGACUUUACUGUUAAAAACAAUAGAGGAUUUAAUGUACUACAUCAUGCUGCGCUUAAAGGUAAUGUUGUGGCCACUCGUCGCAUCCUGCAAUUGGCUCGGCAACUCGUUGAUGUAAAAAAAGACGACGGUUUCGCUGCUAUGCAUUUAGCUGCGAUUAAUGGCCAUGCGAAUGUUGUAGAGACGUUAGUCAAAGAAGGACAAGCGAACAUCGACAUACGGAAUAAUCGACGUCAAACACCUUUUCUUUUAGCAGUAUCUCAAGGCCAUGUUGCAGUCAUUGAAAAACUUGUUAAUUUGGGCUGCGACGUUACCGCAAGAGAUGAGGAUGGCGACAAUGCUAUGCACUUAUGUGUGGUUAAGAAAAAUAAUAUUCUACAAGCUUCAGAACCAACUAUAGCAGAUUCACCUGAAAUAUUUGCGAUUUAUGAAAGUUUAUCUUAUAUACAUGAGGACCGGCUCAUGUACACAUUAUUAUGCUAUUUACAUCGGUUGGGCUGUCAAAUAGAGUAUAAUAAUAAAGGUGUUAAUAUAUUUGAAUGGAUUACAGAUGUAAAACAUAAACAACUUAUAUUAUCGCACCAACGACCUGCUCCAAUACCACCCGUUGAUGGAAACAAUUCUUCGACAUCCACUAGUGAUGUUUUACCUGCAAUUGAGCAAAUUGCGCACAACAUACAUUUAAUGUGUUUAAAAACAAACAUUCAACAUGGACCCAGAUCUGUUGAACCACCAGAAUCUUUGAGUGAAACAUUAUCAAUAGAAUCGACAUUAAAUUCACAAGCAACAAGCAAUAAUUUAAUAAAAACUCCACCACAUAAUGACGCAACCAAUGUUGCUUGCUAUGCCAAAAAACAGUCGACAGUAGUAGAUAAUAUAUUUGCUCACUCCUCACAACAAGAUCAAGUUGCAUUCAUAUCUACAACUUCUAUCCCCAAUUCGUGUAUAGUAUGUGAUGAAAAUUUGCCUUUAAUUAAAUUUGAACCCUGUCAGCACCAAAUAUCAUGUGAAGACUGCGGGAAACGAAUGAAGAAGUGUUUGCGUUGCGCUGUUCAUAUUGAAAAACGUGUUGAUGAAAAUGGUCGUAUUUUAGCAAAUUCCGAUUCUAGUACUAUUCCCGCUGUAGAACGCCUUCGAUACUUGGAAAAUAAAAUUCUUGAAUAUGAAGAGUCGCACUAUUGUAGCAUCU
Messenger RNA from Musca vetustissima, 2951 nucleotides. Its product is annotated as E3 ubiquitin-protein ligase MIB2-like. The annotation marks the transcript as partial. NCBI's taxonomy places the organism in Eukaryota, Metazoa, Arthropoda, Insecta, Diptera, Muscidae. Gene Ontology annotation, molecular function: ubiquitin-protein transferase activity; zinc ion binding; protein binding. Gene Ontology annotation, cellular component: cytoplasm. The transcript has 8 exons. Gene Ontology annotation, biological process: protein ubiquitination. The record is from RefSeq and is a predicted model, not a curated record.